UUGGAGACACCGGAAGAGCUCCUGCCUCUCCUCACCCACUCCCUCUCCCGGGGAAAGCAGCCUCUUUUGAUGGUCAGUCGCAACCUGGGCAGGAUGGAGGGACAGAUUCCUUUGCUCUGGGAAAAAGUAACCCUGCGAAUACACCUGCUUGCAGGGGCAGGAUGUGAUGGAACGGCUUGAAGAAGAUCAGUGCCCAAUUUGUGGCAGCCUGUUUGAUGAUCCUGGAGUUUUGCCUUGCUCGCACAACUUUUGCAAAAAAAAAAAAAAAUGCUUAGACGGGAUUGGGAAUGUGCGGAAUUCACUGUGGAGAUCUCCACUCAAGCGCCACUCCUGCCGGAAGGAGACCUCAGCGUCCGGAGUCAAUAGCCUGCGGGUUAAUUACUCCCGGAAGGGUAUUGUGGAGAAGUACAACAAGAUCAGCGUCUCUCCCAAAAUGCCAGUGUGCAAAGCUCACUUGGGGCAGCCUCUCAACAUUUUCUGCCUGACUGAUACGCAGCUGAUCUGUGGAAUCUGUGCUACCCACGGGGGCCACACCAAACAUGUCUUCUGCUCUGUUGAAGAUGCCUAUGCUGAGGAGAGGGCCGCCUUUCAGUCCCUCUUUCAGAGCUUCGAGACCUGGCGUCAGGGAGGUGCUCUUUCUCGCUUGAAUACCUUGAAAACUAACAAAAGGAAAUAUUUACAGGUACUGACUAAAGAUUCAAAUACAGUGAAGGAGUUUUUUGAGAACUUACAAGACUCAUUGGAUCAAAAGAAGAAUGAAAUCCUGGCAGACUUUCAGACUAUGAGACUUGCAGUUAUGCAAGCCUGUGACCCAGAGAUCAACAAACUCAACACCAUCUUGCAGGAGCAACAGACGGUCUCUAACUUGGCUGAAGCCUUCAAAGACGUGUCAGAACCAAUCACAUUUCUGCAACAGAUGCAGGAGUUCAGGGAAAAAAUAAAAGUACUCAAGGAAACUCCUUUACCCCCCUCUAAUUUGCCCAUGAGCCCUUUAAUGAAGAACUUUGAUACCAGUCAGUGGGAAAACAUAAAACUAGUAGAUGUGGAUAAACUUUCUUUGCCUCAAGCCACUGGCACAUCCAUUAGCGAGAUUCCCUGGAGCUUUUACCAGCUAUCUGUGGUAGUCGUUCUCCUUGGUCUUCUCAUUUUCUUCAGUCCUACAAUAUUCCUAGAAUGGUCUUUACUUGAUGAAUUCUCAACCUGGAAAGACCAUAUUUCACACUUCAUAUUGGAUUAAAUUACCUGAUUUUGUAGAGCAAUCAGUUUUUUACUGGGAACAGGUGACA
Phyllostomus discolor (pale spear-nosed bat) is the source of this 1286-nucleotide messenger RNA. Its product is annotated as E3 ubiquitin-protein ligase TRIM13-like. The record is from RefSeq and is a predicted model, not a curated record. Gene Ontology annotation, biological process: positive regulation of macroautophagy; innate immune response; positive regulation of canonical NF-kappaB signal transduction. Gene Ontology annotation, molecular function: zinc ion binding. Lineage: Eukaryota; Metazoa; Chordata; Mammalia; Chiroptera; Phyllostomidae.